Pogoniulus pusillus (Red-fronted tinkerbird) is the source of this 1761-nucleotide messenger RNA. RefSeq names its product 3'(2'), 5'-bisphosphate nucleotidase 1 (gene BPNT1). The transcript has 9 exons. Gene Ontology annotation, molecular function: 3'(2'),5'-bisphosphate nucleotidase activity. Bases 362 to 1285 code for a protein of 307 amino acids. Gene Ontology annotation, biological process: phosphatidylinositol phosphate biosynthetic process. NCBI's taxonomy places the organism in Eukaryota, Metazoa, Chordata, Aves, Piciformes, Lybiidae. The record is from RefSeq and is a predicted model, not a curated record.
CCGUGCCGGGCGGGGAAACGGGAGAGCCUUUCAACACUUCGCGAGGCUUUAGGACGGGUUUAACCUAUUUUGUAUAAACGGUGGCGUCCCCUUGACGUGAUCGGAGGGUGUUAUUGAGAAAGCCGGAGCAGAAGCCGCGGCACGGGUAAGGAGUGCCCGGCGGAGCUUGGACUUCGGUUCCGGUUGCUUCAUCGCCGGGCCAGGAGACGGACAGGAAGGGCUCUUAGCGAGCUCAGAUUGCCCCGCACGCUGCAGGCGAGCGGCGCCCGGAGGAGAGGGUAAGGAACAGCGUCGGUCGCUGGAGGAGCGCCAGGAAAACCGUCGAGCUCCAGAGAAAGGCCAGGCGGGAGACGCAUUCAGAAUGGCUUCUCCAGCUCUUCUCAUGCGUGUGGUUGCCUCUGCCUACUCUGUUGCAGAAAAAGCUGCAACAAUUGUUAGAAAUGUAAUGGCUACAGGAGACCUGGGGAUAGUUGAGAAGACUGGAGCCAAUGACUUGCAGACCAAAGCUGACAGACUGGUACAAAUGAGCAUUUGUGCUUCCUUGGCACGGAAGUUUCCCAAGGUGACAAUUAUAGGAGAAGAAGAACUGUCUAGUGAUGAAGUAAGUGAGGAAUUAAUUGAAGAUGGCCACUGUGAGGAAAUACUGAAGAAAGCUUGUCCUGCUCAGUACUCAGGAAUUAAAGAGGAAGAGCUUGUAAUAUGGGUUGAUCCCUUGGAUGGAACCAAGGAGUACACUGAAGGUCUCCUUGACCACGUAACAGUUUUAAUUGGAAUUGCUUAUGGAGGCAAAGCAAUAGCAGGAGUUAUUAACCAGCCAUAUUACAACUAUGAGGCAGGAGCUAAUGCAGUGUUGGGCAGGACAAUCUGGGGAGUCCUGGGCAUAGGUGCCUUUGGAUUUCAGCUCACAGAAGCACCUGCUGGGAAACACAUUGUUGUUACCACUCGUUCUCACAGUAGUGCCCUGGUGAACGACUGCAUCAGUGCCUUGAACCCAGACAGUGUUAUCAGAGUUGGAGGAGCAGGAAACAAGAUCAUUCAGCUUAUAGAAGGCAAGGCAUCUGCUUAUGUAUUUGCCAGUCCUGGGUGCAAGAAAUGGGAUACAUGUGCACCUGAAGCUAUUCUACAUGCUGUGGGAGGCAAGAUAACUGAUAUGCAUGGGAAUUCAUUUCAGUAUAAUAAGGAAGUGAAACACAUGAAUUCAGCUGGGGUCCUUGCCACUCUGAGAAAUUAUGACUAUUACGCCAGUCGCAUUCCUAACACAGUUAAACAAUCUCUUGUGCCUUAAAGCACUAAAACUUCUUCACUUGGAAGGCUGAGAGAGUGAGCUUGGUGGAAAAGAAAGCAAGCAGAUAACUGAGCUUGAAAUUUUGUUUUAUAGAAUCCAAACUGAAUUCUUACAUUAAGGUGUUCAAUAAUUUCAAAAUGACAUACAGAAUCUCUAGAUGUAUGUUGGAUGAGAUUCUUUUGCUAUGUUGAACAGGUAACAUCAAAACAGUCAAAAUCCUUCAGUGUGUUCUUUGGGAAUAUUCAUUUGUCAUGCCUGUGCUUAAUAUACUGCUAAUCGUAACACUGCAGUCCAAAAAUCAUCUUAAAAUUCAGGGCAGAAAACAAUGUUAAAUCAUUUGCCUGGUCUUGAUCAAUGAGUUUCGUUGCAUGCAGUCAUCAGCAAGGGUUUAUUGUGUUAAAUACAAACAAGCUGAGAAUUUAGCUGGGUGGAUAAUGCAAUUUUAUAAUAAAGCUGACAGUUUUGAUUCUUAGAAA